GCGGGCGUUUUCUUGGUCUCAGUCCUUGUGUGUCUGAGGCUUCCACGCCGUGCCCCAGGAGAGGGUCCCAGCGCAGACAAGUCGCGCCGUGCGCCGUCGUUUGGUGGGUCUCUCCCUAGCUGGGGUUUGGUGGUGAGCGAAUGCCCCUUAGAGGGUGGAAACCGACACACCUUGGGGAGUUUCUUUCUCUGAGGUACCUCGCUCACGUACCUUUACUGCCGUUGUAUUUUAUUUGAGGAAAUAUCCGAGAGGAGAUUGUCAGCUUUUGCUCCAAUUCUUUUAGACGGGUAAAAGAUCGACUGUGGCAUGUAGGAAAUCUUUUUUCGACUACAGUCCAUCCUAUCACACCCAGAGGUUAUAGAGAAUACUGUGCUUGACCUUCGAGGGAAAUGGAAUCAGGUUCAUCAGCCUGUUAUAAUGAAGACAAUGAAGAAGAAAGUUUGCUUGCAAAUGUUGCGUCGUUAAGACAUGAACUGAAGAUAACAGAAUGGAGUUUGCAGAAUUUAGGGCAAGAGUUAUCCAGUGCUAGUCCAAGUGAAAAUUCCAAUUUUGCUUCUAAUCCUUCAAGGUUUGAAAAACGUAUUAUGGAAGAUCUUGUUCAGCCUAGCCACCCAGGACUUUUGAAUUACUCAUCUUCUAAAAACAUUUGUAAAAUGUCCAGUAGCAGCUCUGAUUUUCAGAAAAAGCCAAAAGAUAAGGUGUCUUUUUUGUCUUCUGCUCCUGUGGAUCAGGAAAUUAAAAGUCUGCGAGAAAAACUUGAUAAACUUAGGCAACAGAAUGCUUGUUUGGUCACACAGAAUCAUUCUUUAAUGAGUAAAAUAGAGUCAAUCCAUUUUGAACUAACACAAUCAAGAGCAAAAAUUUCUGUGCUUGAGUCUGCUCAACAGCAUGCAGCAACUAUCCCAAUCUUAGAAGAACAGAUUAUGAAUUUGGGAGCAGAAGUUUCAGCUCAAGAUAAAGUUUUGAGAGAGGCAGAAGAUAAAUUAGAGCAGAGCCAGAAAAUGGUGAUUGAAAAAGAACAGAGUUUGCGAGAGUCCAAAGAGGAAUGUAUAAAGUUGAAGGUAGACUUACUUCAACAGAAUAAACAAAGAAAAAGAGCUGAACGACAAAGAAAUGAAGCACUGUGUAAUGCUGAAGAGCUGAGUAAAGCUUUCCAACAAUAUAAAGAAAAAGUAGCUGAAAAACUGGAGAAGGUUCAAGCCAAAGAAGAAAUAUUAGAGAAAAAUCUAGUUAACUGUGAAAAAGAAAACAAAAGGCUACAAGAAAAGGGUGGUCUAUAUAAAAGUGAACUUGAAAUUCUGAAGGAGAAAUUAAGACAAUUAAAAGAAGAACAUAACAAUGGAAAAGAAAAAUUAAGGAUUAUGGCAGUGAGAAAUUCAGAAGUCAUGGCACAAUUGACUGAAUCUAGGCAAAUUAUUCUGAAAUUAGAAAGUAAAUUAGAGGACAAAGAUGAAAUACUGAGAGAGAAAUUUUCUCUAAUGAAUGAAAAUCGAGAAUUGAAGGUCCAAGUUGCAACACAGAAUGAACAACUGGAUUUGUGUCAGCAGGAAAUUGAAAACUCAAGGAUAGAACUGAGAAGUUUUGAAAAAAUAAUAUCCCAGUUACCGUUAAAAAGAGAAAUACUUGGUUUUAAAUCAUCUCAGUCUAAGCACCAGAUGAAUAGUUUGUCAAGCAAGGAAGAGAGUUGUGUUGGCUGCUGUGAGGCAAAUAAAUUGAUGAUUUCAGAAUUAAGGAUUAAGCUUGCAAUAAAAGAGGCAGAAAUUCAGAAACUUCAUGCAAAUCUGACUGCAAAUCAGUUAUCUCAGAAUCUUACUUCUUCUAAAGAUAGCCAGGAAAGUGGCAAAUUAAAUAUGUUUGAAACAGAACCCGUAAAACUAGGUGGUAAUCAAAUAGCCGAGAGAAUAAAAGAUCGAAGUCAACAUACUGUGAACAAGCAGUAUGAAAGAGAAAAGCAAAAACUUGCUACUGGAAUAGAGGAACUGCGUACUAAGCUGAUGCAAAUAGAAGCUGAGAAUUCUGAUUUGAAGGUUAACAUGGCUCACAGAACUAGUCAGUUUCAGUUGAUUCAAGAGGAGCUGCUAGAGAAAGCUUCGAACUCUAGUAAACUAGAGAGUGAAAUGACAAAGAAAUGUUCUCAACUUUUAACACUAGAGAAACAGCUGGAAGAUAAAAUAGUUGCUUAUUCCUCUGUUGCUGCAAAAAAUGCAGAACUUGAACAGGAGCUUAUGGAAAAGAAUGAAAAGAUAAGGAGUCUAGAAACCAAUAUAAAUACAGAACAUGAGAAAAUUUGUUUAGCUUUUGAGAAAGCAAAGAAAAUUCAUCUUGAACAGCAUAAAGAAAUGGAAAAACAAAUUGAAAGACUUGAAACUCAACUGGAGAAAAAAGACCAGCAAUUUAAAGAGCAAGAAAAUACUAUGUCCAUAUUGCAACAAGAUAUAAUGUGUAAACAGCAUCAUCUUGAGUCACUAGAUAGACUUUUGACAGAAAGCAAAGUGGAAAUGGAAAAGGAAAAUAUGAGGAAAGAUGAAGCUUUGAAAGCAUUACAAAAUCAAGUAUCUGAAGAAACAAUCAAGGUCAGACAGCUAGAUUCAGCAUUAGAAAUGUGUAAGGAAGAACUUGCUUUGCAUUUGAAUCAAUUGGAAGGUAAUAAGGAAAAGUUUGAAAAACAACUAAAAAAGAAAUCGGAAGAGGUAUAUUGUUUGCAGAAAGAGCUGAAGAUAAAGAGUCACAGUCUUCAAGAGACCUCUGAGCAAAAUGUUAUUUUACAGCAUACUCUUCAGCAACAGCAACAGAUGUUACAACAAGAAACAAAUCGAAAUGGAGAGCUAGAAGAUAUUCAGACUAAACUUGAAAAACAGGUAUCAAAGCUGGAACAAGAACUUCAAAAACAAAGGGAAAGUUCAGCUGAAAAGUUGAGAAAGAUGGAAGAAAAAUGUGAAGCAGCUGUACAUGAUGCUGAUUUGAAAAGGCAAAAAAUUAUUGAGCUUACUCGUACUUCCAGGCAAAUAAAACUGGAGAUGGAUCAGUACAAAGAAGAGCUGUCCAAAAUGGAAAAAGAAAUAAUGCAUCUUAAACGAGAUGGAGAAAAUAAAACAAUGCAUCUCUCUCAAUUAGAUGUGAUCUUAGAUCAGACAAAGACAGAGCUAGAAAAGAAAACAAGUGCUGUGAAGGAGUUAGAGAAGCUACAGCAGCACUCGGAAAAUGAGCUGACAGAAACCCUCCAGAGAAGAGACGUUCUGGAGACUGAGCUGCAAAAUGCUCACAGGGACCUGAAAAGUACUUUAAGACAGCUGCAGGAAUUGAGAGAUGUACUACAGAAAGCCCAGUUAUCCUUAGAGGAAAAAUACACAACUAUAAAGGAUCUCACAGCUGAACUUCGAGAUUGCAAGAUGGAGAUUGAAGACAAAAAGCAAGAACUCCUUGAAAUGGAUCAGGCACUUAAGGAGAGAAAUUGGGAACUAAAGCAAAGAGCAGCUCAGGUUACACAUUUGGAUAUGACUAUUCAUGAACACAGAGCAGAAAUGGAACAAAAAAUAAUUAAAUUGGAGGGUACUCUGGAAAAAUCAGAAUUGGAAUUUAAAGAAUGCAACAAACAGAUAGAAAGUUUAAAUGAGAAAUUGCAAAGUGCCAAAGAACAGCUUCGAGAGAAAGAGUUUAUAAUGCUACAGAGUGAGCAGGAGAUAGGUCAACUGAAAAAAGAAGCUGAAAGAACACAACAGAGGAUAAAAGAAAUGGAAAAGGUUAUGAAAGAGCAGGAACAGUACAUUGCCGCACAGUACAAGGAGGCCAGAGAUUUGGGACAAGAAUUGAGGCUAACCCAAGAGCAGUUGCAGAAUGCUCACACAGAAUUGGUGGAAGCUCAUCGUCAGCAAGUCCAAGCACAGAGACAAAUAGAAAAGCUCACCAGUGAACUAGAAGAUAUAAGGCAGCUUUCUAAAGAGAAAGAAGCUCACAGAAAUCAUUUAGCUGAAGAAUUGGGGGCAUCUCAAGUACGUGAAGCUCAUUUAGAAGCAAGAAUGCAAGCAGAAAUCAAGAAAUUGUCAGCAGAAGUAGAAUCUCUCAAAGAAGCUUAUAUGGAGGUAAUUUCACAUCAAGAGAACCAUGCCAAAUGGACUAUUUCUGCUGACUCUCAAAAGACUUCUGUUCAGCAACUAAAUGAACAACUAGAGAAGGCAAAACUGGAAUUAGAAGAAGCUCAGGACACUGUAAGCAAUUUACAUCAACAAGUUCAAGACAGGAAUGAAGGAAUUGAAGCUACAAAUGAAGCAUUACUUAUUAAAGAAUCAGAAUUAACCAAAUUACAAGCCAAAAUUUCUGGACAUGAAAAGGCAGAAGAUAUCAAGUUUCUAUUAGCCCCAUUUACACCUCCAAAAGAAACUAUGCCUGAUAUUCAAGAUCCAGAAUUCGCUAAACAUCCUCACACAUCUUUUUUCAAGUGCAGAAAACUACGUUGCUCUAUUAGUGCCAGUGACCUUUAUUUCAAAUCUCAGAGUAAUGAAGAUCUUUCUGAAGAAUUACUACAGGACUUUAAAAAAGUGCAAUUAAAACAGCCUUCAACAUUAGAAGAAAGCCAGAAGGAUCUGAUUUUUACCCAGCCAGACUCAUUUAAACCUCUUACAUAUAACCUAGAAGAUGAUCGUUCUGAGAGUAAUGACUUUAGUACUCUUAGUGGAAUGCUAAGGUACAUAAACAAAGAAGUUGGACUAUUAAAAAACUCUUCUAUGCCGACAGGUGCUGGUUUAACUCAGGUGUGGAUAAUGGGACAACCCACCUUGAGUGUGGGUGGCACCACCCAAAGGCUGGGUAGCCUGGACGGAUAUAAAGGGACUGAAAGAAGGCCAACUGCUAGUUCUUUGCUAAUUGGAUGCUUUGCUGUCUUCUGCAUGCCUCUGCAAUGCCCCUCUCCCAUGCCACCCUGCCUUGGAGCCACCCAACUAUGAGAAACCUCUACAAACUGUAAGCUACAAUAAACCUUUCCGCCCUUAA
Molecule: messenger RNA, 4986 nt
Organism: Heterocephalus glaber (naked mole-rat)
Lineage: Eukaryota; Metazoa; Chordata; Mammalia; Rodentia; Bathyergidae
Gene: Ccdc18
Product: coiled-coil domain containing 18
Source: RefSeq, a predicted model, not a curated record